AUGCCUGCAACAAAUGGUCUGCUGCCAGAGAACCCAGCCUGGAUCUGCCAGACCUUCAAAAACCAGCCUUUCUAUGCCACCUUGUAUGACAAAAAGGAGCGUAUUCCCGUGUACUCUGCUUACAUCUACCAGUUUGACGCUGGCAAGAGAGUUACACCAUUAUGGAUGGUUGAGCCCCAGCUGAUACGUGACAAUUUGCCCAAAGAUAUGGAAACAGAGGCAACCCUCAGAGAAACUUACUCAGUCAGCCAAGAUGAUAUCAGCGAGAGCCAGGCUGUCUACCAAGACUACCUUAAACUUAAGGGUUUGGACCGUGGCCAUUUGAACCCCGCUUCCCAUCACGACACCCAGGAAGGCAGGGACGCGACCUUCACCCUCACCAACAUAGUGCCCCAGAACACUGCACUCAACAACGGCGCCUGGAACCGCUAUGAGAUGAAAACAAUGCCCAAGAAAAGCAAGGACUGUAAAACCACCUAUGCCAUUGUGGGUGCUGUGCCUGGGAACUCCUCCAUCGCUGAUGGGAGGGUUAAUGUACCCAGCCACAUCUGGGCCAGCGCCUGCUGCAAGACCAACAACAACACCAUGAGUGCUUGGGCUGCCAUUGCUGAGAACGAUAAGGACAAGAUCCGGGUCCUCAAGCUGGGGGCACUGGAGGAAAAGUUGGCUGAGCUGUAUAACAGGGGACCGGUUUCUCUGUUCCACAUGGACUGUCCCCGUACAUAA
Messenger RNA from Pipra filicauda (Wire-tailed manakin), 726 nucleotides. Its product is annotated as endonuclease domain-containing 1 protein-like. Gene Ontology annotation, molecular function: nucleic acid binding; metal ion binding; hydrolase activity. NCBI's taxonomy places the organism in Eukaryota, Metazoa, Chordata, Aves, Passeriformes, Pipridae. The transcript is spliced from 2 exons. The record is from RefSeq and is a predicted model, not a curated record. The coding region runs from base 1 to 726 and encodes 241 amino acids.